GAUAGAUUCAUCUCGCAAUGGAUUUAAACAACCUUAUUGUUUGCUAUGGAUCGCUUAUUGAUAUUAAUUUCGUUGGUGAUUACUCACCAGGAAUGUUCUAGGACGAAGAGGAUAUGGUCCUGAAUUUUGAAGGGGGUUUCUGCUCCUUUUCAAACCCGACACUUCGUCUGAUUCGAUGCAAACUCCCGUCACAGUUAGACUUUCUUUCGACGUACGACGACAUUCGCAUAUCUGUGUAUGCGGACAGCCUCAUACCAACCGACUUUCAACCAGCAUACUGCAUCAACAUCUACGGCCCAAAGAAAACAGCAGACGAUAUUGGCGAGAAGUUUGGGGAUCAAAAGCUUUACCUGCAAACCCCGACCCUACUGCAUCCUGCUGUGCAGUACUACAACCCGCAGUACUUGACAAGGGACCCUCAAGGAUUCACACCUUGUAUCGGAACUCAGCCUGGUCACUCCACAUUGCAUGGUGUCAACUGCAUUCACGGAACUGCAGAUCCUGCUUCGUUCUUCGAAUUUGCAGACGAGAGUAGUUCUUCUGGAACAAAGUUAAUCAUCAAGGCCUAGGAAUGGCGCAAAUACUGACGACGAAGUCGAAGAGGCUGGCGCUGUAGCAAUCAGCCUUUUGCCCGAGCUACUGCAAAUAUCAUUGAAUGUGACCUUAUCUUCAUCAGCACCCCAUGUAUGUGAGGAGUAUCGCGUAGAUUGGGAUGCCGUCCAUGAAAUCUUUGGAUAAUUGCAGACCACCAUCGCUGCUGAAUUCCAGGAGGCGCAUCGCGUAACGUUCGGGUGCGAGGCUCCUCGAGCAUACAGGGGCAGAUAACAGCGCGAUAUCGUGCAACGUUGAAUCUUAGACUUUGGACCCCGGCUGUACGAGGUAGACUCUAGCAAUGCGUCAUGUUUGGCGCGAGCAUGUUGGCGGAAGCAGGCUGAAAUGCGGCGCAGGGUCGACGGGCAGGAUUUAGUCGCAACUGGCCCCCACGAAAAACGUGUAAAGAGUAUCA
This is a messenger RNA of Exophiala oligosperma, 1006 nucleotides long. RefSeq lists its product as uncharacterized. The record is from RefSeq and is a predicted model, not a curated record. Lineage: Eukaryota; Fungi; Ascomycota; Eurotiomycetes; Chaetothyriales; Herpotrichiellaceae. The transcript has 2 exons. The coding region runs from base 114 to 569 and encodes 151 amino acids.